Messenger RNA from Podarcis lilfordi (Lilford's wall lizard), 1458 nucleotides. Lineage: Eukaryota; Metazoa; Chordata; Lepidosauria; Squamata; Lacertidae. The record is from the annotation of a GenBank genome assembly.
AUGGGCCAUGGCAAGCGGCCAAGGGACCUGGAUGAGGCAAUGCCUCCCCCGAGGCCCAAACAGUCUAAGAUUGAUUCUUUCUUUCUUAACUGUAGCAGAAAUAACAAGGAAGAUAGCUACACGGUUGAAACUCACAAUCGUUUUAAUCCUUUAAUUGACCUCGUACCCGAUAUAGAAGUGGAGGGGGUGAACUCGAAGGCAACGAAAAAUGCUAAUGAUAAUGACAAAGAAGUGAGAGUCACCUCGAAGGGGAGUCCGAGUUGGCCCUGGGCGAUGGUUUGGGAUUCGAGCAUUUCCAAUUAAUAACCAGGACCCUGCGCUGCAUCUUUAAGAGCAUAAAUGGGAUCUCCAUGCAGGUGAAUAAUCUCCACCAAAAGCUUGAGGCCCAUUUGCUGGAGCUGCAGCACAACCUCACUCUGCCUCCGAGGGAUUUAAAGAGACAGUGGUGUACCUCCCCUGUUAGACAUGAAAGUGGUACUGGUGUUCAUCUCCUAAAAUCUCAACUGGACUUUCAAUCUCUGAUCUUACAACCAAACAAAAUAUGUCUAACUAUACGCAGCAGUGACCCCAGGUCCCCAAGGUGGAUUAACCCGAGAGAGGUCAAAGAUCAUCUAAGGCAACUCCUUCAGAUUAGGCCUCCGCUAAUAGAUCUCAGUACAGUGAAACUUUUAUACUACCACCAUCGGUUCCAAAAAGUACUGCUCUCCUUCCAGUCACCAAAAAUUCCCUCCAUACUGGUUAGGCGCAAAGCGUUAUUGGCCACCUGGGGCAUCUUCCCAACGAGAGUCUUUAAUGACACCAGGACUAAACCUCUUUUCCGUAGCAUCGUACAAAAAGGUAUCCGCUCGCCAGACAGGCGCGACAUAGUCUUGAAACUCAAGCUGUCCACCCAGGAACCUCACCCUCCCUCUCAGCCCAAGCUUCCUGGUUUAUCUACUCCAGCAACAGAGAAGCAUGACCAAAGCGGACCCAGUCAUCUGGCUUCCUCAGAGGAGAGGGACCUUAUUUCAUCCUAUGGCGAGUUGCCAUUAGUAGAACAGCAGGAAGUUAUAAACAGGCUUGAUACACUCAAGCAGCAACUUACACAUGUACUUCAAGAGAAAAUCUCCUCAAAACCUGGUCAUAGCAACCUAUUAAAUCAAAGGAACGCAGUCAUGAAGGGGCUAACACCCCAGAAACCCCUGCCAAUCACUGGGACUCCAAUAACGGAUGAUAUGGCAGUCUGCCUGGCGGAAGCUCCUCAUACACCGUCGCAACGCAGACCCUCUUCACCUCUACUAAUAGAUUUGCAAUCAACUACCUCGUCCCUCGCCUUAAAGAGCAAUAUGCCAAACACCAUUCAUCCAGGUAAUCUGUCAAUGUCCUAUUCUUCCAUGCCUGACCUGGAGUCCUCAUUCAGUGCGGUCCAGGCAGAUGACUGUAUAUCCUCGUCCUUUGUCAGUCAACCUCGUUUGGUAG